GGGUUGCAGAGCCAACCAGACAGUUAUGGAGGUGCAGAUGACAGACUCCAUCAUUCCUCUGUAUCAGCAGCUCCUUGGGCAGUUUGAGCUUUCUGAGUUGGCGCAGAAAGAACAUUCUUUGUUGUGCUUUUUUGAUGACAUUUUUGAUGUUGGGUGUCCAUUUUAGAUCUUGCGAUAUGGUAGGACCUAGAAAUUUGAAGGUCUCUACUGUUGAUACUGUGUUGUCUAGUAUUGUGAGAGGUGGAAGUAUGGGAGGGUUUCUCCUAAAGUCUACCACCAUUUCUAUGGUUUUGUGAUUGUUCCGGUUGCACCAUGAGGCUAAUUGUUCAACCUCCCGUCUGUAUGUGGAUUCAUCAUUGUCUCGAAUGAGACCGAUAACUGCUGCAAACUUCAGUAGUUUAACAGGUGGAUCGUUAGAGAUGCAGUCGUUGGUAUACAGAGAGAAGAGAAGUGGGGAGAGCAAACAGCGUUGGGGGGGCCCUGUGCUAAUUGUGCAGGUAUCUGAUGCGAUACUUUAGGAAGCCCAGUGUGGAGACCUGCCAGGGCAAGAUCGCCCCUCCCCCCCCCCGCCCCCAAUUUGUCUCAUCCUCUGGGAUCUGAUGCUGGAGGGAAGAGAAUGGCUGCACAGCAAUAAUCCCCGAUCUUUUGGCUGAAGCCACUAAAAGUUUCCAGGCCGGUGGCUUUGCUGCCAGAGAAGAAGCCGAACCCCCCCUCCAGCUUUGGCUACCUUGUUCUCUUCUAGAUGCUCUCAUGGGGUUUCCCCAGAUGUGCUCAACCCCCCCACCCCCGAAAGCAAAGCCCAGGGCAUCUCCUUCCAUGGGAAAUAACGGGGCGGGACAUUCUCCAGGAGACGACCCCCAGAAGGUGGUCCUGCCAUGGCUGGAGGGUGGGCGAGCGAGGGGUCUCCAAUGCCACUCUUCCCUCUUACAGCCCUGUGAAGGGAAGAGUCCGGAGGGCCUCCUGCUCUGGAGGAUGAUGACUCUGCCUCACUGGCUUGGGGGCAAAGACUCCCGAUGGUUUCAGCCACCUCUGGAAAUCCCCUGGCGCCUUCAACACCCCCAGGAUUUCACGCCACAAAUUUUCCACAGGAAAUGGGUGACGGCGGAAGUGAUGCGUUUUAGCCACAGAUAAAGUUUCAUCUCACAUCUCCCCUGUUUUGAGGCGCGCUCUGAACAGGCAGUUCUGGAGUAGCAGCUCUUUCUUGUGCCGAGAAUGAGGGUUUUGGGCCAUCCAGGGACCCUGCUUGGACUCCUCUUGCUGCUGGUGGCCCCAGGCGAGCCGGCGACAGGCAGCCCCCAGGCAAAAGUGGAUUGCAUUUGCCACAAUGGCGAUUACGUGAUCUGCGACUGGGGCAGCCAACAGAAGCCUGUUCACAACUACUCUUUCUACUUCUGGUUCGAGCUGCUCAGCAAGCCUUCAGAGUGCAAAGAUUACAUCCAGAAAGACGGGCUCAACGUGGCCUGCCACAUCAGCAAUUACGACCUCUUCAACUCCAUGGGAAUGCACCUCAAUGACAGUCAGGGGCAGACUGUUGUCCAUCAAGAGCUACGUCUGAGUAACAGAGUGAGACCUGGCAGGCCUUUUAACCUCACCUUGAGCAACCUGAGCAACCACCAGCUACUCCUGACCUGGAAAACCCCCUACGAAAUUCCCGAAUGUUUGGAACACCUUAUCAGAUACAAGAGCAACAAGGACACAGAGUUUAUGGAACACUCCAUCGUAAAUAGCCUGAAAUUCCAAAUUCCCAGCGUGGAUCCUGAGAAGCGCUACACCUUCUACGUCAAGAGUAAACGGAACAAUAAUUGUGCAACCACAGAUCUCUGGAGUGAGGAAUCCGAGCCUGCCUUCUGGGGAAAAGAAGAUAUGUCCCCCCCUUUGCUGGCUUCAAUAAAGACCAUUGUGAUUCCGUUGGGCUCCUUCCUCAUUCUGAUACUGCUGCUCCUGGCCUUGCUGCGGAUGGAGAGAGUGUGGGUGGUCCUGAUGCCCAGAAUCCCGAACCCCAGCAAGAAGUUUGAGGAUCUCUUCACUGCGUAUCAAGGCAAUUUCUCAGAAUGGGCUGGAGUCUCCAAAGACGACGUGGAGACCUUCAAGCCCAACUAUUAUGAGGACAUCUGCGCCAUCACGGAGCUGCUGCCCAGCGGGGGCUACCUGUCUGCAAGCAGCGAGCCCACAGCCAAGAGCGGGGGGCCGCCUGACCCAUUGCCAGACCCUCCUCCCAAGACCAGCCCAGAUCCUGCAGCGCUCACCACCUGAGUUUGCACAGGGAGCCCGCGUGGAGGGAGGGAGCCCUGCCUCCAGGGCCCCAAAGGGCCCCCCCCACCUGCUUGUAAUGGGAUGGAAGAGAAUUCUGUCAGGAAAGGAAUAGCACAAGCUGGCCCUGCUGAAAGAAUGUCCUGCAAGCGCCUAAGCUGACCUCUGGCCGAGCUUUUCCCUUCUACAUGGGCAUCCCUGUAGUGCCCAUUGCCUCCACCUCCCGCGUCUUACGGGGCCGGUAUUCUUCUGCAGGGAGGUGGGGGGGGGUGUCUGGCGUUGGAUUUUUCUUCAGCCAUGUCAUCCCACCCAGGCGGCCUUGACUUCCCACUGACUACUCCUGCUUUCUUGCUGCUGACUGAGAGGGUGCGUGUCCUGUACUGGAAUAAAAAGGCCCUCGGCCAUUCCGUCCCUUGCCUCCUUCGUCUGUGCCUCCCAGGGGUCCCGUUGGAUCCCAACCCCUGGCAACCUGGGUCCUAAUUCGAUGGUUGAGCUGUUGCAUCCCAAGGCCCUGGUCACUUCGCUGCUUCUGCGCCCCAAAUUCUUAAUUACCGGAUUCCCAUCGAUAUUCGUGCUGCUCUCAAAGCUAAAGCCCUGGAACGCGUCUUCAUUAAAGGUGCUGACCUGA
Molecule: messenger RNA, 2878 nt
Organism: Pantherophis guttatus
Lineage: Eukaryota; Metazoa; Chordata; Lepidosauria; Squamata; Colubridae
Gene: IL2RG
Product: interleukin 2 receptor subunit gamma
Biological process (GO): cytokine-mediated signaling pathway
Cellular component (GO): external side of plasma membrane
Molecular function (GO): protein binding; cytokine receptor activity
Source: RefSeq, a predicted model, not a curated record